Neurospora crassa OR74A is the source of this 4408-nucleotide messenger RNA. RefSeq lists its product as hypothetical. The record is from RefSeq and is a predicted model, not a curated record. Bases 1 to 4167 code for a protein of 1388 amino acids. The transcript has 2 exons. Lineage: Eukaryota; Fungi; Ascomycota; Sordariomycetes; Sordariales; Sordariaceae.
AUGCCGCCGCCGCCCACAUCCCCUCCUCAGCAGGGGCCGCCUCCUCAGGCUCCCCCACCGCAAGCGCAUCCGCAACAGCAACAUCCCCAGCAACACGCGCAACAACAACAACAACAACACCCGGGCCCUCAUCAACAGCAGCAGCAGCAGCAGCAGCAGCCACCACAGCCGCCACACCCUUCUCAACAAGGUCCGCCGCCGAAUGCGCACCAGAUGGGUGGAUCCUAUGGCAUCCCGCCUCCUCGAGCUCCUCCGGUCGCCAUCGGGCCACCCAGUGCAUUUCCUAGGGACCGCCAGCUCCCGGCCUUGGAGACCCUGCCUAGGACCGGCUCCGGCAGCAGCAUGUCCAUCUCCUCUAUGCUCGGCGGCCCUCCCCCAGCUCGCGAUCCCGGCGUUCCUGCCGGUCCAUACCCGCCUGGGCCCCCCUCGGGUGUGUCAGGUCCGCCGUAUAACCAACCCAUGCAUGCAUCCCCUCGAAUGCACACGAUGGGUGGCCCAGGCCCCGACUUUGGUUUCCGCCGACCACAGACACCCGACCGACACAGACUGUUUGAUGGCCGCGACCCUCGAGACCCGCGUGAUGUUCGAGACCCGCGCGAUCCUAGAGACCCGCGAGAUCCUAGGGGCGAUCCUAGGGAUCCUAGGACGGGCAUUGCUGUGUCGCCUUCGGGUGGCUACACCCCGGAGGUGCAGCGCUAUGGUACACCGCAGGUCUAUAGCAAUAGGGGACCGCCACUAACUGCUGCAGAACAAGCAAGGGAGCAAGCGCAUAUGGCUGGGGCCGGGGUGCCGCCGCGGCCCAACAGCCAGCCCAAGUCCUUCCCGAAUGCUCCUCCGCCACGUCCCAUGGAAAUGGGUAGACCACCGCCAGGCGACAUGUAUGGGCAUAGAGAGGACAGGCGAGCGGUCGAAGAAUACAACCCCGAACGUCCCAUUCGAUACGAAGAGCAGCGGUUCAUGACUGAAAGGGAACGGCAAGAGAGGGAGCGCCAAGAAAGAGAAUUCCAGGAGAUGCGUGAGAGGGAGCGCCGCGAGAGGACCAUGUCGGGGAGUGACGCUGGACGGCCACACCCGAUGCAACAACAAGCCGAGUACGCUCGCCAGAUGGAGCAUCAGAGAGCCCCCCCUCAGUUUGGCCGACCUCCUGACCCACGAGAGCAGGGUCAUUGGCACAGGCCGAGCUUUGAUCAGGCCCGAGGUCCUUACGAUCAGCCCGGACACAUGGCCAGGCAUCCGCACGAGCAUCCGGUGACCACUGGGCCCCCGUACAAUGGCCACCCGUCGUAUGCUACGGGUCCGCCGCCGGAUCGGUAUCCUCCGUCGUCGCUCCCGCCCCAUCAGCAACACUCCAUGGCAGCUCAUGGCCCGGGUCCUAUGCAGUUUGAGUCCCCAGAACAACGACAAAGGAUGAAUAUGAUGCAUAUGGAGCAGCGGCAACAGCAGCAACAGCAGCAGCAGCAGCAACACCAACAUCCAUAUUACAUGCAGCACCAGCAACUCCCCCCUCGUAGCCGAGAAGACCAGCCCGUGCCCCCUCCGUCAGUCGCCUACAGUGGUGUGGGUACAGGCUCUUUGUACGGUUCCCCAAGAAGUCGUCAUAUGGAAGAACUCGCUCCCUCUGGACACCAGCGGAACUUAUUGGGCAUUCAGGAGAUUAACCGCAAGGGCCGCCUUUCGCCUUUGCCCCAGGCUGUCCAGGGUGCCCAACCCCAGCUGGCUGGCCCAACAGGCGAACCUGGUAUCAAGAGUGAGUUCGGACGUAUGUUUUCCGGAAUUGGUACCGGCGUUGGGGCCAUGAGCCCAAUCCCCACUGGAAUGCAGCAGCUUCCCUUCACUGGAGCCAGCUUGAUGCGCCGUGAGGAUUCUGACGGGGUCCCACCGCCCCAAGAACUCGCCGAGCCUGGACCCAAGGGCCCCGGCCGAGGUAAACGUAGAAAGCUCAAGGACGACGAGUCCAGAAUGGAUGAGGAUAGUACAGGGAGGUUGACUCCCGUGGGGGGUCGCGGCAAAAGAACCAAGACCCAUCAUACCCACCACCAUCAUCACCAUCACCACCACCAUCAUCGGCAUGAUCUGCAGCAAGGCCCUGGGCCUGCACUCAUGGGGAACACUCCGUUCAAAAACGUGACUGGUGCGACAUCCGUGCCUCCGCCCAACGCGAUGCUCGCCAAGGACCUGCCGACAACUCACCAUCAUCACCAUGUUGUUCCUCGAUCGAUGCCGCAUCCCCACAACGGUCUGGCUAAAGCGGUCCCGGUACAACCCCCGAGUCCCCCGCCGGUCCAACUGCCCAAGCCCAAGCAUGAGGUCAACUCGAAAGAGGUGAUGAAAAGCGUGGCCGAUCUUCCGCGGUCCCACCUGGGUGAGGUUGUGUACGAUCCCAAGCUGUCGCCAUCGCGAAGGCAGGAUUCACGCACUAAACGGCCGCCACGUCAACCUUUCAAGUCGACCCCUCGGCCUUUGCCGUGGGAUUUGAUCCAGGGCAAGGAAAACUGCACCUUGACAGUGAAGAUUAGCAAGACCCAUCUCACCCCAGAAGCACGGGAGGAGAUUACUUCCAGGAGAGCUGUCUGGGGUACCGACAUCUACACUGAUGACUCGGAUGUAAUUGCUGCCUGCAUCCACGCUGGUUGGUUCAGAGGCGAGUGGCCGGAGGAUGUGGAUACAGCCUUUUUAGGCUUGGACGAGGCAGUCAGUACCGCCUCCGACAUCCUGACAAGCAUGCGUAAUGGUCCUCAGGCGGUCAAAGACGAGGCUGGCUCGGAGGUGUACUCUGAACCCCCUCGGAACGGCCCCAUGGCUGUACCAGCCAACCGCGAUCUCCACGUCACCCUUGUUAUACUCCCCAAGCUUGAAAAGUACGCCUCCACCACGCGCUUCGGCAUCAAGAGCCGCGAAUGGGGCAGCGUCCUUGAAGAAGGCGACGGCGUUUACUCACGCUCGUCGCACGACGGCCUCAGCUUCGCCAUCCUGGACAUUCGCUGGCUCGUCAAUGGCGCGCAGCCCGUAAAUCGAUUGAGAGGCAAGGGCAGGCGUGAUAGGAUUAACAAAGCUCUUCGGGAGAUUGCACAGAGCCCACCUUUUUCGAGUUUCAAUAAGUUGGGACAGAUCAGACUGAGCGGGACGCCGCAGGAGCAGCGUGAGAAGGAGUCUGACGAGGGCCAGCAGAGUAGCAAGUGGUGGCCGUCAGCCGGGGCUGGCAAGAAGGCUGCGGCUGAUGAGGAUAAGGAGAACCAUCAGCCAGGUGAGUGUGUCCCUGAGCCCAAGGGGAAGGAGAAGGAGGGAGAGAAGGAACCGGAGAAGGAAGCCGAGGAGCAAAGAGAAGAGGACCAGGACGGGGAUGUAACGAUGGAGUUGGAGCCUGAGGCUCAAGCGGCGCAGACAAGGGACAAGAGUCAAGAAAAGGAGCAGGAGAAGAAAAAGCCUGACGGUGAAAAGGAGGAUGUGGAAAUGGCCGAUAAGCCUGCCGAGAAGGAGGCAUCAGAAAAGGCGAUGGAAGAAGAUAUGGAGGUGGAAAAGACUAGUAAACCGGAGCCUGAAAAUAAAAAGAAGCAGGAGAACGAGCCGGAGAAGAGGGUCGAGCAAGAGAAGGUCACCAGCCCUGAACCCAAGGCAAAGGAGGCUGAGCCCGAGCCCGAGCCAGUCAAGGAAACCGAGCCAGUGCCCGACACUCCACCCGUAUCCAACCUUGAUGCCCCUGCUAAACCUCCCGCGGAGGUUGAAAAGACUCCUGUACCGGAAACGGAGACAGAAACGGCGGAUGACAACGACGAUACCAUCGUUGAAGAACCGGAGGAGGCGGCAGAGGAGCCAUCAAAGCCGGCGGAGGAAGUCGUCGAAGCUGCAAAACCUGCCGCCGCCGAGCCAGAGGCCGUGAAGGCUAUGGUCACGGAGAUCGCCACUGAAGCCAGGGAAGCUACGGUACCGCCUGCGGUUGCUUCGGAAGAGUCGGCCAAGGCUGUCGCUUCUGUCUCUCCUGCCUCUCCUGCUGCUUCUGCUGCAGCUGCUGAUCACGACGCGGCUGACGCGGCUGCUGCGGCCAUCAUUACCACGAUUACUAGUACGACUACUACCGCUACCGUUACUGCUAGUCCCGCCGCUGCCCCUGCCUCUGCCUCUGCGACCGAGGAGGCUAAAGAUGAGGACAAAGACAAGGAGGAAGCUUAAGCAGAGAUUUGGCAAGAGGGAAAUGUGGGAUGAUACCACACAAAGUUUUGGGGCAUCGAAAUGUGAGGGAAAACGGAUUGCAAGUUGUCAAAAAGUGUAUGACUGUCUGUGUAACGAAAGACAAAGAAGCGUUGCAUUGCCAUUUGCCUGUUUUUGUGGUGUUGCCACUGGGCAUGUUUGAUACCAGGCUGUUGUUAUUGGUGGUUUAGUUGAGUUCAAAUCAAAGAGAACGUUUUAGAAG